This is a messenger RNA of Marmota flaviventris (yellow-bellied marmot), 2407 nucleotides long. NCBI's taxonomy places the organism in Eukaryota, Metazoa, Chordata, Mammalia, Rodentia, Sciuridae. The record is from RefSeq and is a predicted model, not a curated record.
AACUGGAGCUUGGGGGAGAGUGACAGCCAGUCAGGCUGGGGUAGGAGGCCAAGGACAGAGUCUCUAGACAAGUCCCACCAGGACUGAAGGCCUUGCAGCUGCCGUUCUAUUUUUCUCUGCCCUAUUCCUGCUCUCCUGUCCCCCACACCCAAUCCUGGUUGCAUGUGACUGUGAGCAGCCAUCUUCCCUCAUGUGCUUCUGUCCUCCCCGUGAGCUAGUAUUGCAGCAAAACUCAUCAAUGGAGGUGUGGCAGGGCUUGUGGGGGUGACCUGUGUGUUCCCCAUCGACUUGGCCAAGACACGACUGCAGAACCAGCAUGGAAAAGACAUGUACAAAGGAAUGAUAGAUUGCCUGAUGAAGACAGCACGUGCAGAGGGCUUCUUGGGCAUGUACAGAGGGGCUGCAGUAAACCUCACCUUAGUCACUCCAGAGAAGGCCAUCAAACUGGCAGCCAAUGAUUUCUUCCGGCAGCUGCUCAUGAAAGAUGGAAUGCAGCGGAACCUGAAGAUGGAGAUGCUGGCUGGCUGUGGGGCUGGCAUGUGCCAAGUGGUGGUUACCUGCCCCAUGGAAAUGCUCAAGAUUCAGCUGCAGGAUGCUGGACGCUUAGCUGCCCCUCAUCAGAGCUCGACCUCGGCACCUUCCUCCUCCAGGUCCUAUACUACUGGUUCUGCUUCCACUCACAAACGCCCAUCCGCCACUCUCAUUGCCUGGGAGCUACUCCGCACUCAGGGCCUGGCUGGUCUCUAUAAAGGCCUGGGUGCCACUCUCCUCAGAGAUAUUCCAUUCUCCAUCAUCUACUUCCCAAUGUUUGCCAACCUGAACAACCUUGGGGUCCAUGAGCUUACUGGGAAGGCCUCCUUUGCUCAUUCCUUCAUGUCAGGCUGCAUUGCAGGUUCCCUGGCUGCCGUUGCAGUCACACCCCUGGAUGUUCUGAAAACUCGAAUCCAAACCCUCAAGAAAGGCCUGGGGGAGGAUGUCUACAGUGGGAUCAUGGAUUGUGCCAGGAAACUCUGGAUUCAGGAAGGACCAUCUGCCUUCAUGAAGGGAGCAGGCUGCCGGGCUCUUGUCAUAGCACCCCUCUUUGGGAUUGCCCAGGGUGUCUAUUUCAUUGGAAUAGGAGAGCAUAUCUUAAAAUAUUUUGAGUAGCUGCAUCUGGAUCAUAGUCCCUUAUUUGCUACCACCUCUCUAGCCUGUUUCACUAGUCUAAGUGAAGGGUACGGGGUAAAGGUGGCCCCCACAUUGUAUUUUGGCCUCUAACUUGUAGUGCUACCUCAGUCUCAGAAAAAACAACCCUAUUUUAAUAAGGCAGGUUCAGUGUAUCCUUUUUCUCCCUUUAUGAAACCUACAUUCAUUUUCUUGCUACCAGGGACCCUCAGAAACACCUGAUCACAUAAUUCUUAGUACUAUCACCUAGUACUUAGUACUAUUCUUAGUACUCACUUUUGAAUUACAGACCUUCACAGACAGUAAAGACAGAGGGGCUGUUUCUGCAAUUUAACAUUUCUAUUUCACAAACUUAUUAUACUUGAGUCAGUUUGAAGACUUAGUUUUGUUAAAUAAUUUAGUUAGUCCAAGCACUGAUGAUGAAGAAAAGGAGGAUGAAGUCCAAGAGCUGAGGUACAGCUCAGUGGUAGAGCACUUGCCUAACGUGUGAGGCCCUGGGUUCCAUUAUCAGCACCACAAACAAGAAAAGUCCAAUGGGGACAAAACCAGCACCUUGGUUGAACCAGGCACCCACUUGCACAUCACAGAUGGCUAAGUGGACCUAAUUGAAUAGCGUGGUCAAGUCCAGACAGCCAUCCUGCCCCAAAAUCCUUCUCCUGGAGCAUGGAUUCUCACAGACCUUUCCCAAUGGCUGUACAUGGGGACCAUAUGAAAUAAAGGUGAAUGGUUAAAAUCUUGUCUUAUAGUAGUGGAUGUAGGAGACAGGCUGUAAGAAGUAGUGUCUAUAAUCUUUCCUUCUGUAUCCAGUUUAGAACUAAACUAGUUUCUAGAGCACUACAGCAGGUCACUACCACUCUUCAAACUGUUACUCCUGUCAUGGGAAUGGAGAAUAGUCAGAAGAACACUUUAUUUUAUGUUUAAGUCCUGAUCCUCUCUACCCUUUAUGUUGAGCUAAGUCAUCUGUGACAAGAGUUCUUUUCAUGGGCUUCAAUUCCUUCCUCCAUAGGGGGCUACAGAAAUAAUAUCACAGAAAUGAGGACAAGUCCUAAUAAAGAAAAAAUACCUAUUCAAAUAACUGGUAUGUACAUUAAUCCCCACCUAACAAAACUUGGGUCAAGGAGGGAAGUGAAUGGUGCUGAAAUGGUCAGGCACAGUGGUCUCAGUUGAAAAGGGCUGCCCUCCAGACAGACCAAGUCAAAAUGUCAGCUGUGCCACGACUAGCUACAAGCCCUUUGGGCAGCUC